GAUUUAGUUUGCAAACGAGCCCAGAUGUUUCUUCGAAAGUGGCAGUAGAAUGUGUUGUUCUUCAGGACAUUUAGCGCUCGAGUCCGCUUAAAAAGUUACAAUUUUAAAUAUGGUUCCACAUCGUUCUAUUCCCAUUCACUGGAAACAUUGUAGCAAAGCAAGAAACAACGAAGAGGAUUUGUAUGUGCGUGGGACCAAGAAAAUGCUGGACAUACAAACAUAUAAUCCUUCACACUGAAACAGUGCCUAACUGCAUGUCCCUUCAAAACCCCUGUGAAUGCAGAGGAAAGCAGCUGGGAACUGACCUGGGCACAAGGAAUGGUCUUUCAACAUCUGGAUUAAAUCAAUUCAGCCAGCUUCAGUAUUGUAGUCAAAGCAGAAGAUGGAAAUGGCUGUUUGGCCUAAGCCAAAACUAACAGGCUUCUCACCAAGACCAGGUCCAAGGAGAACAGACCACCCAACACCACUGAGCCCAGACAUAAAACUGAAAGUUCGGCAAAGACUUCAUUCUCCUGGAAUCCUCAAUCCUCUUAGCAAAUCCAACAGCCACUAUCAGCUGUGGCUAGAGUGUAGAGGGGAGCAGGAUCAUCCCCAUCAGAAUCAAACCUGGAUAGCUGAGGCACCUCCUUCUUGCCGUUCCACGGUCACCGAUGCCAUUGCUUCCUUGUACCCUCUGUCUUUACCCAAGCCUUCAAGAAUGGGCAGUAACACUUACGUGCAUUUUCUUUCACAAAAAUGCCCACCACUCUCCAACUUGCCUGUUCAAACCUGUGUCAGCCCUGGUAGGAGAGCAUUUGCAGUCAGUGGCUCCACUUCAGAAAGAAAAGAGUGGCAGCAGCUUAGAGUCAGAAGUGAGGCUCGAGCACCUCCACUGGAUGAUGAGGGCAACAUACUCCCUCCAGAGAAUUUUAAAAGGCACUACACAAACAGAAAAAUGAAGGAUUUUCACAGCCCCGGGAUAGAGACCAGGAUGACCCCGGCCCUGGGUUCACCUCCUUCUACUGGAUCUGGGUUCCCGACUCGAAUGAGUGUAAUGUGUCUUGCAAGAAACAGUCCUGUCUAUGAGCAGCUGAUUAACAGUCACUGGUAUACACUGAUACAGCAGCGCUCUCCUUACUUGCAUGAAGGAUAAAAGUGAACACAAUCUGUCAUCUGUCUAAUGAUGAUCUUUUGACUGUUCCAAAUAAGUUAAAUCUAAAUCCGUGACAACAUUUGGCCUUGAAGAGGUAUCAUAAUACUGGAAAAUUGAUUCCUUCUGUGGUAAGUAUGCUAGCACAAUGAUCGGUGCUAGUCUGCCACCUCUUUCUCUGGGCAUCUGAGUUGUCAUGUCUUCACUUGUCACUAUGCCUUCCAUAGUACCUGCAUCUCUAACAAUAAACUAAUAAUAAUUCAUUACAUUUAUAUAGCAGUUCUCUAAAUUCUCAAAAGUGCUACCACACAGGGAGGACCCAAACCCAUGAUCUCCUUACUGCGAGGCAGUAGCACUACCACCGUGCCUCUGGGUACUCAAAUAUCCACCUGUAUCUCAAAGCCAUUAAUCUUAAGUUGCUUAAAAAUUGGCCCUGGAUGAAUUACUGUGUAUGUAUUGUGUGAAUAUGUGCUGUGAUGGUUCACAGCAUAAUUUCUGGGACCACCAGAAUCCUGCAUUGAAAAAACAUUUUCAGAAACUGAACAAAUGGAUGACUUCUGUAUUAAAUGCUCAGCAAAUUUGUUCCAUGUUUAAAUGACAACAUUUUGAUGUCUGAACAGCUAUUACUUGUUGACAGAGCAGAGGAAAGCAAAUGUUUGAAGAAGGUCCUGCAUCUCCUGACUAGGAACUGUGACAGCAGCUUGGUCCAACUUUAAUAAUGUUUGUUUCUAAGCACUCUGAACUUACAGAAGGGUCUAAUAUUUGUACUAGUUACUUCACUUAGAUAACCAAGUUUUUAUUGAAAUUUGUUACUUAAUGUUGACAUAUUGAAUCAAUAUUAUUAAUUAUUAACAUAGUAAUUGACAUUUUUAGUUUAUUUGCUUCCGUGGCUUUUACACAAUGUGAAAAAAAAUCUCCACGUUAUUCUUCAAAACUAAAAUAUGUUACAACAAAAGUGGCUUGGUCACUAGUUGUUUUUACAUUUCCUCCCUAUUGGUAAGGAUUUUCUUUAGCUUGUGUAGUUUUUUUCACUCAACAUAAAGGUUUCUUGAUAAUUGGCAACUCAAACAUGGCCAAUGUACUUUGGGAUAACCUGGCAUCCUAUCCCGAGUUGGUUCUACGUAUUAAUCUAAUUCUGCUGAAUGGAAAAGGCUCCAGCUCACAGUGUCUUUAGAACAGAAGAAGCAAGUUAAGAAACUGAAUGGAUGAAAACAUGUCCAUUUCUGGAACCCAUUUUUCAAUUCUGGGGACAAAGACAGUUUCAGGUUAUCCAAGAAGCACUGGGCCUAAGUUAGGAAUCAACAGUAGAGGGAACAAUCAUCUAUCAUAGGUUAAACUCACUUAUAAAAUCACACUUACUCAUUUUGGACAUGGAGUCAACCAUGCAUGCCUUUAGGAAGUGGCUGGAAAAUGUGUUACUGUUAUGCGUAACAAGCAAACUGCACACAGAUAGUGAUUAGGCCACAAGUUUAACCCAAUUUUACUAUGCUACCAUAAUACCAAAACUGUACUAUAAUUUAAUAAAAUAAAGCAUAUUGAGCAUCUUUCAUUUAA
This is a messenger RNA of Erpetoichthys calabaricus (reedfish), 2683 nucleotides long. Its product is annotated as testis-expressed protein 52-like. Lineage: Eukaryota; Metazoa; Chordata; Cladistia; Polypteriformes; Polypteridae. The record is from RefSeq and is a predicted model, not a curated record. The coding region runs from base 383 to 1132 and encodes 249 amino acids. The transcript is spliced from 4 exons.